AUGUCUUAUCCCCUCGAAGCAAUCGGCAUCAUCUCCAUCGGAGAGAUGGGUCUGGGCAUUGCCCAGCUCCUAAUCGCCCACCACUACCGAGUCCUAACCUAUGCGGCCGAUCGGAGCGACGCAACUCAACGCCGAGCAUGGCAAGCAGGCAUCGAGCUCCGCCCCUCAAUGCAAGACCUCGUCGACCAAAGCGACUGCCUCCUCUCCAUCGUCCCACCACGGGACGCACUCACAACCGCCCAUCGCAUCGUGGAAGCAUCGUCCGCGCGGCCCGCGGUCCGCGAUACCCCGCUAUGGGUGAUCGAUCUGAACGCCGUGUCACCACAGACAGCGCGCGAGAUAGAGUCCGUGAUUACUGAAGCGUCAGCAUCAUCAUCGCACCUCCGCUACAUCGACGGGGGCAUCGUGGGCGGUCCACCCAGGCCAUUGCAGCCAACCAACCCGAACGAACCAUCCUGGCAUUGUCCCAGCUUGAUCGUCUCUGGCCCCGAGAAGCUCCCAGACGAGAAGUUAUCCCGCACGCUGAACAUCAAACACAUCUCGGACAAGAUCGGCGUAGCGACCGGGUUGAAGAUGUGCUUUGCGUCUCUGACGAAGGGGUUUUUCGCGUUGGCUAUUCAGUCCUUCACUACGGCCCAUUCGCUGGGCGUGCUCCCGCAUUUGAAGGACCUGAUGGAGGAAUAUAACCCGGCGACGCUACGUAUAGCGGAGAAGGGUGUGGUGGGAAUGCCGCCGAAGGCAUAUCGGUGGGUGAGGGAAAUGAAGGAGAUCGGGGAUACGAUGAGGGAUGAUGGGGGGUUUGAGAGUGAUUUAUUCUACGCCGUGGCCCAAGUGUAUCAAUCCGUCGCGGACGAUCCGAUCCUGGGGCAAGAGAAGCCGGAUGAUCGACAGCGGGGACAGACGGUCGAGGAUGUGGUUGAAUGUUUGGAUAAGAGCCUGAAGCGGGAUGCUUUGCAGCUGCAUGUUCCCACUUGGCCUAUCGGUAUGGUUCCAUUUUUGAUCGACAGAGAGAAGUACUUAGGGGAAGAGAUAAAUCCUAAUUUGAAAAAUGGCUCGGAGGAGCGACAGACACAUGCUGCAAGUGAACUCUCCACUUGCCUAAUUGGGGUAGGUAGGCUGGCCUGUACAUCCCGGUUUGUGGACUGA
This is a messenger RNA of Aspergillus niger, 1146 nucleotides long. RefSeq lists its product as uncharacterized. Gene Ontology annotation, molecular function: oxidoreductase activity; NADP binding. The transcript has 4 exons. The record is from RefSeq and is a predicted model, not a curated record. NCBI's taxonomy places the organism in Eukaryota, Fungi, Ascomycota, Eurotiomycetes, Eurotiales, Aspergillaceae. Bases 1 to 1146 code for a protein of 381 amino acids.